Aspergillus candidus is the source of this 873-nucleotide messenger RNA. Its product is annotated as rRNA-processing protein UTP11. The transcript is spliced from 2 exons. Gene Ontology annotation, biological process: rRNA processing. NCBI's taxonomy places the organism in Eukaryota, Fungi, Ascomycota, Eurotiomycetes, Eurotiales, Aspergillaceae. The coding region runs from base 1 to 873 and encodes 290 amino acids. Gene Ontology annotation, cellular component: nucleolus; small-subunit processome. The record is from RefSeq and is a predicted model, not a curated record.
AUGAGUACCAUGCGCAACGCCGUCCAACGGCGCCAGCACCGCGAGCGAGGCCAACUCGCCGGCCGCGAGAAAUGGGGAAUUCUUGAAAAGCACAAGGACUACUCCCUCCGCGCAAAAGACUACAACACCAAAAAAGCCCAAAUCAAGCGCCUCCAAGAGAAAGCCCACGACCGCAACCCCGAUGAAUUCGCCUUCGGCAUGGUCUCCUCCCGCCAGGGGAAACACGGCGGGGGUGUCGGCGGUCGCGAUUCAGCGGCCGCGAGGGGCCUCAGCCAUGAUGCGAUCAAGCUUUAUAAGACGCAGGAUGCGGGGUACUUGCGGACUGUCGGGGAGAGGGUAAGGAGGCAGAUGGAGAGGCUGGAGGAGGAGGUGCGGCUGCAGGGGUCGUUUGGGGAGAAACUGGGGGAGGAGGAUAGUGAGGAGGAGGCGGGGGAUGAUGAGUCGGAUUUUGAUGAUUUUGAUCUGGAUGAUGCGCCGGCCUCCAAGAAGAAGCGGAGUUUGCAGCAGCAGAAGAAGGUGGUGUAUGCGGAUGAUCGGAAAGAACAAAAGACUUUGCGCAAGAAGCGCUUACGGGAUGGGGACGCGUCGGGUGAGGAUGAGGACGAGACGAUGGGCGAGGAGGCUCCGAAGAAGAAGUCGCAGAAGCAGCUCCUGGCCGAGCGUCAGGCGCUGGUCGACAAGCGACGUGCGCGCAAGCUCAAGAAGCGCGCUGCGGAAGCCCGCCAGACCAAGCUGGCUGGCUUGCGCAAGCAGUACGCGGAUAUCACGGCCGCCGAGCGUGAGCUGGACUGGCAGCGUGGACGCAUGGAUAACAUCGUCGGCGGCACGAACAAGAACGGCAUUAAGUGGAAGAUCCGCGAGCGGAAGAAGUGA